CGCAGAUUCGCAUUGUCGUGGAUGCUUUGUCUGUGGAAAAUACUAAAGCAGCCCUGAUCCAGAAAGGAUUCCGCAAAGUCGAAUGUCUAUCACUGCAGUAAUUUAUUAGUGCUAUGCCUGAAGAAGCACCAACUCACAGCAAUAAACACGCCUAGGUAACCAGGUACUCGAUUCCCGCCACGCGCUCCAAGCUAGCCAGUUUGUUGCGAGAAUCCAGCCCUCAAGGGCAUAACUGGCGAUUUAACCUCAGCUUACAGCUGUCGCGAAGGAGAUUUGUGCAGCUACAUCUGCUGCUGUACCAUUCAAAAAUGCAGUUCACCGAUGAAGAAGCUGUCCCGUUAAAGAAAUGGGUAGUCAAGAGGCUUGAAGACAUCUCUGAUGCGGACUCAGAUGUUCUGGCCGACUACGUGCUCGCACUCAUUCGUUCUGAUGCCUCUGAGGAAGAGGUCAGACAGGCUUCAGUUGAAAGCUUGGAGGAUUUCUUAAAGGAGCAUACCGCCAGCUUCGUCGAGGAUAUAUUUCAAAGCGUCAACGCAAAAUCGUUUCUGCCGAGUCACUCACCUCAGCCCCCUCAAGCUUAUGCUCCUCCCACAUACCCUACCGCUCCCGCUGCUCCAGUCCAUGAAGGUUUUAGCCAGCAUCCCGUAAGUUCAGGGGCAAACGGAAAACCAGAUCAGUCUCGGAAACGGCCUUAUAAUGAUCGCGAGAGUGCCGAGCCUAGCGAUGGUCGCGACCUACAUUACAGCCGCGGAGGCGGUGAAAGAUCAACGAAGCAGAUGCGUAGAGGUGGGGGACGAGGUGGCAGAUUCGAUAACUCUGGGUCCCGAAACUCAUGGCAAGGCGCACCACCCAGUCGAGACGUUCCUCCGCAAGGCCUCCCAGGCUUGAUCCAAACUCCGAACAUAGGCUUCCAAGGAAUGCCGCAACCUCCGCCAGGCUUUCCAUUCGAUCCAUCUGACCCAAUGACUGCGAUAUUAGCUAUGCAAGCGAUGGGCUUUCCUCCUCUACCUGGAAUGUCACCGUUUCCCACCGCAGGGUCACCGCAGGGAUUUGGUCAAAGUGGCCAGCGGUCAUCUGGCGGCGGAUUACCGGUUAAGAAAGUUGGGCAAAGGUGUAAGGAUUACGAUGAAAAAGGGUACUGCGGUAUGGGAGCAAUGUGUCCAUAUGAACAUGGGCAGGAGCACAUCGUGGUAUCAAGCCAGAGUGAAGAGUACGAUCCACACAAUUCUUCCAUUAUGACUGACAUCCAAUCAACAUCACGCAAUGGCCACGGGGGUGAACGUGGUCGUGGCCGCGGCAGAGGCCGGAAUGAUCGGGGUGGCUUUGCCUCAUCACGAAAAGGCCGGUCGGAGUAUUCUAUUGCCGGCCCUAACCAGGAUAGAUCUAUUACAACGAUUGUUGUGGAGCAGAUUCCUGAAGAACAAUGCAAUGAAUCAACUGUUCGGGCGUUUUUUUCCGAGUUUGGGAAUAUCCAAGAUAUCACGUUGCAGCCAUAUAAGCGCUUAGCGAUGGUGAAAUAUGAUGACUGGGCUUCCGCAAAACGUGCUUAUGACAGUCCAAAGGUUAUAUUUGACAAUAGAUUUGUCAAAGUCUAUUGGUUCAAGCCAGAGAGGCAUUCGACGCCUACCAGUGCCUCUGCAAAAGGCGAUGAACCGAUGAUCGAUCUUGAGGAGUUUGGGAAGAAACAAGCAGAAGUACAAAAGGCUCAUGAAGAAAAGAUGAAGAGGCUGAAGGAAACAGAAGCUGCGAGAGAAGAGCUCGAAAAGAGGAGAGAGGAGCUUCUACGCAACCAACAGGAAGAAAAGAAGAAGCUUCUGGAGAGACUGGCCGCCAAGACUGGCUCCAAGACCCCCAGUGCGAGUCCUGGUCCAACGGGAGAGGGUGCCUCUGAGGAGAGACAAACGACGGACGACAAGUCUGGCUCCCAAACUGAAGCAUUGAGAGCGCAGCUCGCAGCUUUGGAAGCUGAGGCAAAAAGCCUUGGAUUAGACACCAACCUUUCAGAGGAUAGCUACUCGACACGUGGGCGUGGUCGUGGAAGAGGCGUGUACCGCGGUCGAGGCGGUUACAUCCCCCGUGGUCGGGGCUAUAACCCAUACUCCGCAAGCUACCGCGGCGGAUGGGCAGGAGCUCGCGGCGGCAGAGGUGGGUCCUCUCAUAAACUCGACAACCGAACCAAGAAGGUUGCAGUAUCUGGUGUCGAAUUCGACGCUGCCAAGGACGAGGGCCUUAGACAAUAUCUUCUUGGAGUCGGCGAAUUUGAGCACAUUGAACAUAGCCCCGAAAAGCCAAAUUCCCAAGUCAUCACAUUUAAAGAUCGCGCUACUGCUGAAAAGUUUCUCUAUACCAGUUCAGAUAUUCCUGGUGUCGGCAAGGUAGAGCUUUCAUGGGUCAAUACGCCUCUUCCGCCAGUAUCCCUGCCGCCAAAGCAGCCUGAACAACCCUCACAAGACAACGACGCACAAAUGGGCGAUGGUGAUGCCACAGCCGCAGAUAGUGCUCGGCAUGCCGAUGUCGAUUAUGACGUUGCGGAUGAUGAUGAUCGGUGGAUGACUUGAUUGGGUUUUGUCCUUGCUUUUUUUUCAUGUGUAUUAACUGGAACGAACAUUUUCCCAUAGCGGGUUAUGGUUGGGUAUUCAUGGUUUUCACAGCAAGAUAUGCUUGCUUGCUUUUGUGCCUCGGUUUCAUCUGGCCCCGUCUUCUCAACCCCGUCUCUUGUCUCUGCGCAGCAGCACUUGGUACUUGCAAAAGCACAAUACAUUAGCGAAAGGAGAAAUACAAAGAAAAGUCUUGCAGCCUUUGAUACUUUUGCCCCCUCUUCUCUUUAUUUGCCUAAUACAUGUAGUCUUUUGGUGGUAGACUAGAAGUCAUAGCAAACCUCCUCUUGCUUUUUUGAACAUGAUCUAACUUAUAUAAUUCUGUGUCAUGUCUAUAAUAUGGCAG
Molecule: messenger RNA, 2943 nt
Organism: Xylona heveae TC161
Lineage: Eukaryota; Fungi; Ascomycota; Xylonomycetes; Xylonales; Xylonaceae
Exons: 6
Coding region: 309-2558 (749 amino acids)
Biological process (GO): mRNA processing
Cellular component (GO): nucleus
Molecular function (GO): RNA binding; metal ion binding
Source: RefSeq, a predicted model, not a curated record